Molecule: messenger RNA, 1266 nt
Organism: Exophiala bonariae
Lineage: Eukaryota; Fungi; Ascomycota; Eurotiomycetes; Chaetothyriales; Herpotrichiellaceae
Exons: 1
Coding region: 1-1266 (421 amino acids)
Cellular component (GO): nucleus
Molecular function (GO): ubiquitin protein ligase activity
Source: RefSeq, a predicted model, not a curated record
AUGUCACACUCCAAACGCAACACAUCGCUCGCCUUCUUCACGGCUCACGAACGCAGCCAAGUUCGCGCGCACUGGGGCUCGCAGUCCACACGACUGACACGCGACAGCUUCCUGCCCUUCGGGCACUGCCGACUAUGUCUGGGCAUCGCACGCGACCCGGUGACCUGUGGGGGCAUCAGCGUCAACAUCAAUAGCAAUACCAAUAAAGACUCGUCAUUAUCACCAACAACACCAAAAGUCCACAUCUUCUGCCGCGAAUGCGCGCUCAAUGACCUCGUCGCGCAGAUGAGGGAGAUCAAGCGCGUAGAGAAAUCUAACGAGGAGAGGGAGCGGGACGAUGCCGCGCGCAAGGCGGAGGAGGCAGAGGAGAAGCGGAGGCGGGAUGUUGAGGGGUUUGAGCGCGCGAACUUAUUGGGUUUUGGGCCUGCCGAUGCCGCGGCGAUUGCGAAUGGGUUGGGGAAGCGGAAGAGGGAGGCGAGGGAACUGCAUUCCUCUUCGUCAGCAAACGCCAAGCGGAUAGAGAAGGACGGACACGCCGACAGAAAGACAGAGGACGACGACGACCAGGACUCGAACCACCGGGAGAAAAAGACCAAAUCCUCCGAAGCGAGUUUCUGGAUCCCCUCGACCAACAGCAACGAAACCAACAACCACCGCAUCAAAACACACGCGAAGAAACAUCCGAUCUGCCCCGCCUCGACGCCGACAACACAACACACCUACAGCCUGAAGACGCUCAUCACCGUGAACUUCAGCGAAGAGGGCUCGGCAGACGACCACGACACCCCUGCGUCAUCAGCUACCAGUACUUCCACCACGACCAAGACGCGCAUCUGCCCGUCCUGCCGGAAAGCACUGACGAACACGUCGCGGGCGAUGCUCGGCUCGGCCUCUGCGGCAGCUGCUUCGCCUUGCGGCCACGUCGUGUGCGGCAGCUGCGUGGAUCUCUUCCGGAGCGUGCCUUCUUCGUCUUCGGCUCUGUCCGGGGAGAAAUCGGCAUCGAAACCGCGGCGGGAAAUACGAUGCUAUGUCUGUGAAGCGGAUCUCAGUGGCGCUGGUGCUGGUGCUGGUGUUGAGGUUGGGGCUGAUGUUGAGAAGGAGAAUGGUUCAGCAGAGCAUGAUGGAAAGGGGAAGAAAGGCAAGGGGAAGGGGAAGUCGAAAUUGGGUCGUGCUGGGAGGUUACUCGAGAUCAGCUGUGAGGGAACAGGGUUUGCGGGCGGGGGUGCGAAUAUGGCCAAGAGGGAGGGUGUUGCUUUUCAAUGUUGA